GGAAAACGUGUGAUCAUGCCUUGUGGUGUCAGUAACAGGCAGCGCUCAGACAGCCGCUCUGGAAGGACAGCGUUGUCCCAGUUGCGUUGCCUCCAACAGCCUCUGGUUUAAAGGAAGAAGAGAGCUUCUUAAAGAGGGGUGCAGGACUGCUUUAAUGAGCAUAUUGUUGGGAUGUUUUCCGGGAAUUAAACGUGGAUAUUUGUUGAUGGGGCCACAGUUGUCACAUCCAGUCUUUGUUAAACCUCACAUGGAAUAAUAAUUUUUUUAUUUACUCAAGGGAUAAUCCACAGGCUCAAUAUUUCGCUCUCCAUGGUGCUUGAAGGUAGAGAGAUGGACCGGAUCGGGACCACCAUGCAGAAGAAGGCAGCAGAACUGGAACGCCUAGCGGAGGUGCUUGUCACUGGAGAACAGCUGAGGCUGCGGCUCCAUGAGGGGAAGGUGAUCAAAGAUCGGAGGCACCACCUUCGAACAUACCCAAACUGCUUUGUUGCCAAGGAGCUCAUCGAUUGGCUAAUCGAACAUAAGGAAGCCUCAGACCGGGACACAGCCAUUAAGAUCAUGCAGAAACUUUUGGACCAGAGCAUCAUUCACCACGUGUGUGAUGAGCACCGGGAGUUCAAAGACAUGAAGCUCUUGUACCGCUUCAGAAAGGACGAUGGCACAUUCCCAUUGGAUAGUGAAGCCAAGGUCUUCAUGAGGGGACAGAGGAUAUAUGAAAAGCUGAUGAACACAGAUAACAACCUGAUACAGACCAGAGAAGAGACGGGGGUGGCAUUUGAGCGGGCCCUGGUCGCUUCCGAGUUCAUGGACUGGCUUCUGCAGGAGGGGGAGGUGCCCACCAGGGAGGAGGCCGAGCAGCUGGGACGGAGGCUGCUCGAACAUGGCAUCAUUCAGCAUGUCACCAACAAGCAUCACUUUGUCGACGGGCCUCUCCUCUACCAGUUCCGGAUGAACUUCCGGCGACGGCGACGGUUGAUCGAGCUCCUCCACGAACGCAGCCGUGGGAUCCCUGAGAGCCACGACAGCCCCUUCUGUCUCCGCAAGCAGCAGUCAGACGGAGGCAACACUAGCUUCCUCUCAGUGAGUCCCACUAAAGAGAUUAAGGUGGCUGUUGGAGUUCGUCGAAGCAGCAUGAGCAGCAGCUGUGGCAGCAGCGGUUAUUACAGUAGCAGUCCAACGCUCAGCAGCAGCCCACCUGUUCUCUGCAACCCCAAAUCUGUGAUGAAAAGGCAAGUGACUCCAGAGGAGCUGCUGACACCAGGAGGGCCUUUUAUAAAGAAGACAUUCACUAUUGUGGGUGAUGCUGUGGGCUGGGGCUUUGUGGUGCGAGGAAGCAAACCCUGUCACGUCCAGGCGGUGGAUCCUGGUGGACCCGCUGCUGCAGUUGGCAUGAAGGUGUGUCAGUUUGUUGUGUCUGUGAACGGCCUGAACGUCCUCUGCCACGACUACCGGACCGUCAGCAACCUGAUCCUGACCGGCCCCAGGACGAUCGUCAUGGAGGUGAUGGAGGAGGGCUACCAGAAACAAAACUGUAACAUGUCGAACUGAAGUGGGGAAUAAGACAAAGACUUCAAACUUCUUUAAGUGACAGAUGUGGAUGUCUUGUUAGAUUGAGAUGUCUGAUUUUGGUAAAUAGCUCAACCUGCAGGCAGCUCCCCUUUUGUUGAUUUUGUCUUCAGAAGGGAAAGUGUAAAAACUCAAUUAACCACAAUUAGAGGAUCGCUCCAGAUAUAAACUGUGGAGAAAAAGAGAAAAUAGCAAACUAUAUUCCUGAUUUGUGGACAAACUGAAUCUGUUUGCUGAUUAUGAAAGAGUUUGAAAUGUUACAGGACUUGACCCAAAGUCCCUCAUCAGAAUGUGGAGAUGAACAAUCAUAAGGGAAACAGGGUAGAAGUCUACAUCAGGUUGUAGAUUUCAAGAAUAUAUUCCAUGACCUUUGCCCCUGUAAGACUUUAGCUGAAGACGUCUCCUCCUGGUUAACACUGCCCUCUACUGAAAAUAACAGAAACAUGCACAUUUACAUGCCAUCAACACUGUUUUAUUUUAAAGAAACUUAAAUUUAAAAGAUACAGUUGUUUUAUGUGUGGUGUUGCUGAGUGAAAACAUAGAAUAGAGACUAAAAUUAUUCAAAGGGUGACUUAUGUUUAGUGGGGUUUGUUUAAGAAACAUCAGCAACCCGUCUUCACAAGGAUGGAGUUUGUUCAGGAAACAGACUGCAUUGUGUUGCAGUUUAAUGGAAUGGUGCAAUGAUUCUAUCGCUACACACUGAGUUAAUAACCUGAAUCCGAUUGACAACAUUUAUUUGAUUUAAAUAACACCGCUUCAGCACCGAGUCAUCUUAAAACAUUAUUUCAGAAAUGAAUGACCCCUGAUAUUAUGUCUGUUUAUUUAUGAUUUAAUGUAUGUAAAGUUGAUCAAUUUAAAUUUGAAUAAUUUGUGAGAACCUAUUUGAGAACAAUAUUAAACUGCUGCUUGCAUUACAAAAAGAAACAAAUAAUAUACAGUUCCUUGUAAAAGUAUUCCUACCCCUUGACCUCUCAUGCUGUCAACACAGCAUGAUGUGUUUUAUUUGAUUUGAUAUUAUGUGGUAGGCCAACACAGGAAUGCACAGUUAUGGAAAGAAAAGCAUGUGUUGUUUAAUUUUGUUUUUAUCAUCAAAACUUUACAGUAACAAAAUUGUAGGACCUUUGCUGCAGUUACAGCUGCAAGGCUUCUAGUUUAUGUUUCUACCAGCUUUACACAUCUGGAGAUAGAUUUUUUGCCCAUUCUUCUUUUCUAAAUAGUUGAAGCUCAAUCACAUUGGAUGAAGAGCAUCUGUGAAGAGCACUUUUCAGGUUUUGCAGCAGAUCCGGAUUAGAAUCUGGACUGUGAGUCAUUCUAACCCAUAAAUAUCCCUUAAUCUAGACCUGGGUGUUUAGGGUCGCCCUGCUGGAAGGUCUUUUACUGCCUCUAACAGGCUUUCUUCCUGGAUUACUCUGUUUUUAGUUACAUCCACCUACACAUCAACUCUUUCAAGCUUUCCCAUACCAGUUGAAGAAUAGCAUCCCCACAGUAUGAUGCUACCAUCAUCUUGUGUCCUUGUACAGAUAGUGUGGUAACUUUUCCCUACAUAUGGUCUUUAGCAUUUAGGCGAAACAGUUGGAUUUUGGUGUCAUCUGAUCAGAGCACUUUGUUCAGUGUGUUUGCUGUGUUCCCUACAUGGCUUGUGGCAAACGUUAAUGGGACUUGUUAUUGUUGUCUUCUAGCCAUUCUUGCAUACUGGCCAGAUUUGUGGGUUCACAACUAACACUUGUCCUGUCAACAGGUUCCCUCACCGGAGCUGUGGAUCUCUGCAGCUCCUCCAGAGUUACCAUGAACCUGUUGGCUCUCUCUCUGAUUUAUUGGAGUCUGAAUACAAAUCCCUGCUGCACUUUUAAGAUUUUUUUGUGCUGGUCUAUCGCAUAAAAUCCCAAUAAAACACAAAGAGGUUUCAAAUGUAAUGUGGCAAGCUGUGAAUAAGUUCAUUGUUGCAAGGUACUCUAAACUGUGUAUUGUCAAGUGUUAAAUAAAUGACCUCACUGAAUGUUUUACUACGCACAACCACAAAGUGGAAUGUCAUUUUGGAAUGCAUCAGAACUAACGAGACCUUAUCUUUUCUAUAUAGUUCGUGUUCCACCUUAACACAGUUUUUCUCUAUGUUGUACAAACCACCAUCAGAUUUUCUUAGUUCUUUUUUGAUUUACUUGAAAGGACCUUAAUAGUGAAGCCCUUGUGUGCUGCAGUGGCAUCAGUUCAGCCCCCACAGCAUCAACUUUUUACUAGAUGAUUUUAGACCGUGCCAAAAUAUGUUUAGAUAUGCUUAUGGUUACAUAAUAUCUGAAGUAUACUCUUGAGUUAAAAGAAAAGUGUAGCUAAGUGUUUCACAUUGCUCAUGCAGUAUGGCUGUAAUCUUUAGUAAAACUUUUUUACAUGCUUGUUUUAGCUAAAACCACACUGCCUGUGUUGAUAGAUACUUGGUUUAGACUUUGAAGACCAAUAUUACUAAAUAUUUCUGAAUUUUUAGACUUCUAAUAUCUCUAAGCUGUGCAAUUAUUGUGUGAACUGUGUUCAGAAGUGUUUGUUUGGUUGUUGCUCUUUAGGUGUUUUUACAGGAAGGUCUGGAUGCUAUAAAUAUGUUUAUAUAUAGCUUUAUCGUUUAAUCCAAAACUCUUCUUUAGUCUGAAAGGCCUAAUUGAUCAGACAAAUCAGAACUCAUUGUUUCAAUGUUUGAUGUUCUUGAACUCGUAAAUUUUUUAUUGAAUGUUUGUGACCCGGUCUUUGCACACAGUUAAUGAAACAUCUCUACAGAACAGUGAGGAAAACUGAGCAACAUCAUGUCUUUCUCUUAAACCAGAGAGGAAAUUCUCAUUGGUCUGUUGUAGAAAUAACAUAAUCUGUGUUGUUUAACAUCUUCACUCAGCAAGGGUUUGACUUAAAUGUCUUUAUUUCUUUGCAGUAUUAACCUAAAGCAAUCUUGCAGAAGGCUCUUGAAAAUAAGGUAGAUGUUGGACCAGGUUUGUCUGUUUGCAAAGGGGGCAAAAGGUGAUGCCAGUUAUUGCUGGGUUGUCAGGAAAUAGAAAUAUGCAGAGCUUUCACUUGUAAUAAUAGUUUUAGGAGGGAUUUUGGUCCUGGGUUGACUUAAGCAGAUUCUAAUUGUUUUAUCUUGAAGUGUUUGCCUUAAGACCUCAUUUAGCUGCUAAUUAUGGUUGGUUGUCACCUGAUUUCUCAACUUACUGCAUUAAAACUUUCACUGACAAUCAGUGGCUUCUUUCACACAGCGAUUACGCAGUAUGGAACCAAAAAAUUCAUUUAUUUAUGUUAGGAUGCCACUGUGCCGGUUUCACAUUUUGUCAAAUUGAAACAACAAGCUUCAAUGUAUUUUGGGAAUUUUAUGAGAGCAUAAAAUUCACACAGCAUCAUGCAUCAUUGUGAAGUUAAGGAAAAUGAUACGUCUUUUUUUAACAAAUAAAAAUCUAAAACAUU
Girardinichthys multiradiatus is the source of this 5001-nucleotide messenger RNA. It is a transcript of the gene deptor, whose product is annotated as DEP domain containing MTOR-interacting protein. Gene Ontology annotation, molecular function: protein binding. The transcript has 10 exons. Gene Ontology annotation, biological process: negative regulation of TOR signaling; intracellular signal transduction. The coding region runs from base 310 to 1548 and encodes 412 amino acids. Lineage: Eukaryota; Metazoa; Chordata; Actinopteri; Cyprinodontiformes; Goodeidae. The record is from RefSeq and is a predicted model, not a curated record.